Messenger RNA from Sinocyclocheilus rhinocerous, 2246 nucleotides. Its product is annotated as zinc finger protein 143-like. NCBI's taxonomy places the organism in Eukaryota, Metazoa, Chordata, Actinopteri, Cypriniformes, Cyprinidae. The transcript is spliced from 16 exons. The record is from RefSeq and is a predicted model, not a curated record. Gene Ontology annotation, molecular function: RNA polymerase II cis-regulatory region sequence-specific DNA binding; DNA-binding transcription factor activity, RNA polymerase II-specific. Gene Ontology annotation, biological process: regulation of transcription by RNA polymerase II. Bases 138 to 1982 code for a protein of 614 amino acids.
GAAAAGUACCGAUCCAAAACACACCACCGUUUUAUUUCGCUAUGUUAGGGACCUUCAUAUAUGUAAAUAUUAUACAUAUAGCCUAAUUUGAUCCGGUGCGUUGUUUCUGGUAGUUUAGGCUCUUCAGAGUGGUUAUAAUGCUGCUGGCUCAGAUAAAUCAGUCAGCAGAUUUCCAGCAUGAGGGAGAUGCUCAGGAGGUUACUCUCUGCUUAACUGAGACUGUGGGGAUUGCAGAUGGCGAUCAGAGCAUGGACACAGUCAGUCUGCAGGCUGUGACUUUAGCAGAUGGCUCCACUGCAUAUAUACCUCACAACACUCAAGACAGCAAUAUAGUAGAAGGACAGGUGAUCCAGUUAGAAGAUGGGUCUUCUGCUUAUGUGCAACACAUUGCUGUUCCAAAAGCAGAUGAGCCAAUUAACUGGACGGGCUCAUCUGUAUGUGAUGUUGUUGGUAAUGAGAGCUUAAGACUGGAGGAUGCUCAGACUGUGCAGUUGGAAGAUGGAACUACUGCUUACAUCCACCACACUGCAAAAGAUACAUAUGAACCCAGUACCCUGCAGGCGGUGCAGUUAGAGGACGGGUCUACCGCUUACAUUCAUCAUGCUCUUCAGGUGUCACAACCAAACACCAUUCUGGCCAUCCAGACGAAUGGCACAGUAGCAGAUUUGCACACAGAUGUGGCUAUUGACCAAGAAACAAUCGAUGCUUUGGAGCAGUACACAACCAAGAUCGAAGAAAUUGAUUCUUACUCAAACUCUGAGCUGAUCACCAGUGAUCCUCACAGUGUUGUGGAGAUGCAGAUCGUUCUUCAGGGUCAAGGAAUUCGCCGUAAUACGCAGCAGCCGGGAGAGAAAUGUUUUCGGUGUAAUUAUGACGGAUGUGGAAAGCUUUACACCACUGCAAAUCAUCUUAAGGUACAUGAAAGAGCACAUACAGGUGACAAGCCGUACUGUUGUGACUUACCUGGCUGUGGAAAAAAGUUUGCAACAGGUUACGGUUUGAAAAGUCACAUCAGGACGCACACUGGAGAAAAACCUUACCGCUGUCAGGAGAUGGACUGUAAGAAAUCUUUCAAGACUUCAGGGGACCUUCAAAAGCACACCAGAAUUCACACAGGAGAGAAACCAUUUCUAUGUCCAUUCCCGGGCUGUGGACGAUCCUUCACUACCUCAAACAUCUGUAAGGUGCAUGUUCGCACGCACACUGGAGAGAAACCGUAUCACUGUACAGAGCCAGGCUGCAAUCGGGCGUUUGCCAGCGCGACCAAUUACAAGAACCACAUACGGAUCCAUACAGGAGAGAGGCCGUAUGUUUGCACAGUUCCUGGUUGUGACAAGCGAUUUACUGAGUACUCUAGUCUCUACAAACAUAAUGUAGUGCACACUCCCUGCAAACCCUACAAGUGCAACCACUGUGGAAAGGCAUACAAGCAGAUUUCCACACUGGUCAUGCACAAACGUUCAGCGCACAAUGACUCUGAGCCUAUAGAAGAGGAGUCGGAGGGCUAUUUUGAACCCCCUUCAGAGGCUAUAGAUGACCCCUCCCUGACUGUUAGCCUUGUGAAGUGUGAAGACUCUUGUCCAGAGAUGGAUUCUGAGAUCUGUGAUGUCACAGAACAACAUGUAACGUUUAUCACACAAGAUGGAGCAUCGCAGGCUGUUGGGAAUGUAAUCACAAUGGUAACACAAGAUGGCAGUGUGAUCACCAUCCCACCCACUGAGUCUUUGCUAUCAUCAGCGGAGGCUCAUUCAGUGACUGUGUUCUCAGAGGACGGGACUGAAGGACAGAUGACUGCUAUGAUUCCAGAAUUAUCAUCUUCCAGGAGCAUACAGGAUGAGUUAUCAGCACAUCCAAUUACACUUCUGGCUACUUCUAAUGGCACACAGAUUGCUGUUCAGCUGAAUGAACAGACUUCACUGGAAGAGGCUCUGAGAAUAGCAUCAUCAUUACAGGGAAGUGAAACAGCAGAACUGGCCAAUUAACUACCUUCACCUCCUGAUGAAGUAUGACUAGUGAUUACACGAGCAAAUUAUGAACUUUUGCAAUUACCCUUUCGCCACAAUUGUACAGAGGUUAAGCUGUGCACUAUGAUAGCAUUUCUAACAGAUUUCGUUCAUAAUGAUAUAGAUAUCUAAAAGGCAGAAACCUGUUUGCAAUUUUUAAAUAAAAAGAGAUGAACGGGAUGUUUGGUGUGUCGUGAUGCUUUCACAAUGUUUUCGAUUGCUUUGAAGCACAAGAAGCUCAGG